CAUUCACCGCCGCUCUCCCCUGCCUUCCUCCCGGAUCAGCCUGCGGCCAAAGCCUUCUCUCCGCUGUCUGCUUGAGGAACAGGUGAUCCUCCUUAGCGGCCCGUUUCUGGAUGCGGCUCUCUCGCCUGCGUGUGAAGGAUGAUGAUGCCAGGCGAGGCUGAAGCAGCGUAACUUUUACUUGGCAAGAGGAAAAACUUUCUUCUCCGUUUGAAGGCAUUAAAAACACGUAGCGUUAAAAAGCAGAAGAAGUUGGUUUUAAAGCUGAACUUCACUUUCCUGGGAUUUGUGUGUCAGAUUCAAAGGCUGCGUCGUUUUCUUUUUCUUAUUUUUUUUUUCCUCCUUCCUUACCUCCCCAAAGGAAACUGUUGCUAGUUGGAAUAGACUUUUUAAAUGUUUGGAAUUCAAGAUACGUUAGGAAGAGGACCAAUUCUGAAAGAUAAAUCUCUAGGUUCUGAGAUGGAUUCCGUCAGGUCCUGGGUCAGAAACGUUGGGGUUGUGGAUGCAAACGUAGCAGCACAAAGCGGAGUAGCUUUGUCCAGAGCCCACUUUGAAAAGCAGCCACCCUCCAACUUGAGGAAAUCCAAUUUCUUUCACUUUGUUCUGGCUCUCUACGACAGACAGGGGCAGCCCGUGGAAAUAGAGAGGACAGCUUUUGUGGACUUUGUAGAAAAUGAUAAAGAGCAAGGCAAUGAGAAGACGAACAACGGCACACACUACAAACUCCAGCUCCUCUACAGCAACGGUGUCAGGACGGAACAGGAUCUCUAUGUGAGGCUCAUUGAUUCUGUCACCAAGCAGCCCAUAACUUACGAAGGCCAGAACAAGAACCCCGAGAUGUGCAGAGUGUUGCUCACCCACGAGGUCAUGUGCAGCCGGUGCUGUGAGAAGAAAAGUUGUGGCAACAGGAAUGAGACUCCAUCCGACCCUGUGAUCAUUGACAGAUUCUUCCUCAAAUUUUUUCUCAAGUGCAAUCAGAAUUGCUUGAAAACAGCAGGAAACCCGAGAGAUAUGAGACGGUUCCAGGUGGUGCUAUCGACAACAGUGAACGUGGAUGGGCACGUGCUGGCAGUGUCUGACAACAUGUUCGUGCACAACAACUCCAAGCACGGGCGGAGAGCGAGGAGACUCGACCCCUCGGAAGCCACGCCCUGCAUCAAAGCCAUCAGCCCGAGCGAGGGGUGGACCACAGGCGGAGCCAUGGUGAUCAUCAUUGGGGACAACUUCUUCGAUGGGCUGCAGGUGGUGUUUGGGACCAUGCUGGUGUGGAGUGAGCUGAUCACACCUCACGCCAUCCGCGUCCAGACGCCCCCCCGACAUAUUCCCGGCGUGGUGGAGGUGACAUUAUCCUACAAAUCCAAACAGUUCUGCAAAGGAGCACCAGGCAGGUUCAUUUACACAGCUUUAAAUGAACCUACCAUAGAUUACGGCUUCCAAAGACUGCAGAAGGUCAUCCCAAGACAUCCCGGGGACCCUGAAAGAUUAGCUAAGGAAAUGCUGCUGAAAAGAGCCGCUGACCUGGUCGAGGCCCUGUAUGGGACCCCCCACAACAACCAGGACCUGAUCCUGAAGCGCGCGGCCGACAUCGCCGAGGCUCUGUACAGCGUUCCGCGCAACCCCGCGCAGAUCCCAGCGCUGUCCAGCUCUCCUGCCCACGGCUCCAUGAUGGGCAUCAACUCCUACGGCAGCCAGCUGGGCGUCAGCAUCUCCGAAUCGGCGCAGGGCAACAACCAGGGCUACAUCCGGAACACCAGCAGCAUCUCCCCCCGGGGGUACUCGUCCAGCUCCACCCCGCAGCAGUCCAACUACAGCACCUCCAGCAACAGCAUGAACGGCUACAGCAACGUGCCCAUGUCCAACCUGGGCGUGCCGGGCUCACCCGGCUUCAUCAACGGCUCCCCGACAGGAUCUCCCUACGGAUUGAUGUCUUCAAGUCCAACAGUCGGCUCCUCCAGCACUUCUUCCAUCCUUCCGUUCUCCUCCUCGGUGUUCCCUGCUGUCAAACAGAAGAGUGCCUUUGCUCCUGUCAUCAGACCCCAAGGGUCCCCCUCUCCCGCCUGCUCCAGCGGCAACGGGAAUGGGUUCAGAGCCAUGACUGGUCUUGUCGUUCCCCCGAUGUAAGGAAGGGGCAGCUUUGCUGCUCUCCCUCUUCCCUUUUUUCCUCCUUUUUUUUUUUCAUUUUUCUUUUACAGCACAAAACUACUUAUUGUGAUGGACCACUAAAAGAAAAAAAUAGCACUACAAGCUCUUUUUUGGGGGAAAGCCAGGCCCAGGAAAAAGAAAAAAAAAAAAAAAAAGGAACAUUUUUUAUGGAUUGGACAAGUUAGAAGUCAGCAUCAUUUACCUGUUUCAUAUUUCUGACACAACCACAUCGACUCCUCAAACAUUUGGAAUGAAGAAUCAGCAAGAGCCAGGAUGAACAAGAGUUGGCAGGAUGGAAUUAGAAAUGCAAAGUCUUUCCUGGAAGACAUAAAAACCUUCCUAAGAUUUGUAAAAUAGUCAAAGGGGAAAAAAGAAAUUGGCAAAGUGAUUCAAGCUUGAUAUUUUGGAUACAAUUUGUUUUACUUUGUAGGGGUAAAAAAGUUGAAGUUUCUAUUUUCUAUGGAGCCUUUCAGAUAUCGAUUUAGUUUAUGCAGAAAAACAAUUCAACAAAACAGGGUACCAGCAUGAAAGAAUUUCUAGGACAAACUGACAUGAAUGAUGGAACUUUGGUGUAUGUGUGUAUUUGCUUAUAGUUUAACCUCUUUAAAAAAAAAUGUAAGAUGUUUUACAAUUAUUUAAAUAAAUAAACUUGUAACUUAUUGUAUGUAGAGGUAGAAAUUAAACCCUUUUUUGGAUUUUUUUCCCCUCCAGUUGUACAAUGAAGAAAGAUGAUGCAAAAAUGUAGUGAUAAGUUUGAGAUAUAUUAUUACUGCUGCAAUUGCUCCUCACUUUUCCCCCCGCCCCUUACUGAAUUAAUGUGCAAGGAUGUAUAGGAUUCCUUCUGAUGAACAAAACCCUCAGAAACUUUCACCUACAUUGUGAUAAACAGGUCAUGUAGGAAUUUUUGCACCCUCCUCACCUCACCCUCUUUCCAUUUUUUGCUUCAAUUAAAAUAUUCAGGUACUAAGAUUAACUGCUAAGUCUCAAAGACCCAGCUGAUGAGUGAGUGGCACUUAGGGAUUUGAGUGAAUCGGAUUUUUCACGAGGUACUGAGUUUAUUUUAUAGAUUCAAUGUAUGAAUUGGGAUGGGAAGGGUUCUCUGGGGUUUUCCAUGUAGUUAGAACACCUUAAGUUCAGUUAUGCUUCAUAUUAAGGGUGCAUUUAUAAAGUGUGAACAUGUAUUUGAAUGAUUUAUGCACUUUUAUCCCGAGUCAUUAAAAAUGGUAAGUAUUUGCCAGUUAUAUAUUGAAGUUCAUAGAGAUAAUCAAUUGCUUUGAAUUUUUCUGUGUUUUAACCUAAAAAAGAGUUCAGUUCUCCUUUGCCUCUCCUUUCCUGAAAUUGGAAGGUGAGGACAAGUCUGAUAAAAUAAAUCACGAAUUAUCCAACGAAACCAGGGAACACUGAAAACAAUUUGGAAAGCCAUUUUUAGUGGGGAAAAAAAGAAAAAUCUAUGGAGACUCCUCUAAAAUCCACACAAUUAAUGGCUGCCUGGACAGUUGUUCCUAUGGAAACACCUUGUUGUUAAUCAAUAAACCCUAAAUAAGGCCCCAGGAUUCGAACUUAUCCAUUGGCCCAGUAGUUCUAUGGAUGGGUAAGGAAAAUUUUGUUCUUGGUGAUCUUUAGGGGUGGUAGAACUAGGACAGCUUGCAUGGCUGAGCUCGUUUGGGGCUGUUUUGGAGCUAAUUUGGAUUAGGAAGAGCCAAAAAUCCUCUCUGCAGCUUCACAGCUGGAUGGUGAUGGGAGGCUGAGGGGGGAUGACCUGAGAGAUCCUCACCUGAAGGACAGGGCUUGGGCACAGGGCAGCCUGUGCAGGACAGCAGAGCACAGAAAAUGCUGGAAUGCCAUGGUAGGGACACCUCCCACUGCCCCAGGCUGCUCCAAGCCCCAUCCAGCCUGGCCUGGAACACUUCCAGGGACUGGGAAACACUUCCAAGUUCCUCCAGGUUCCCUUUUCUGGUGCAGUUUAUGGGAUAAACCCACUCACUGCACCUGGUUGUCUCAGAGGGACUGGAGACACCAGCUGGGCCAUUCCUAAAGCAAGUCCCACUUUUGGGAAGGGUUUUUGUGUUCCUGACUGAGCUGUGAGGUUUGGCAGGAUCUUCAUUUGCUGCCCUCUCAAUGCCACUCAUUCCCAUUUUAAAAAGGUGGAGUGGGGCUGAUCUCUUCUAAAACUCAAGGCCCAACUUAUGUCAGCAAAAACAACAAUUUAAAGAGAGAUUUGGUGGGAAUGACGUGGGUUUUAAGAGACAUGGAUAUAAUUAAUAAUUCACAAUCAGGCUACAGAAACUGAGUUCCAGAGAAAAUGAAAUAAAAUAAAUCCCUGUUAAUUAAGGCUGCAGGUUGAUUGUCCUGGCAGGUUCUCUGCAUGCCUCUCAUGUCACCAAGGAUGUGGCAGUCACUGGAGGUCAGUCAGCACUCCUGAAACCAAGUGAGCAAUGAAAUAUUAGAGAAAAAUACAUGUUAAAAAGCCUGGGGUUGUCAGGGUUCCUCUGAUAACACCACACGGUGCAGGGCCAGAGCUGGACUUUCCAAACAGCAAAACAGCAACAACAACCCCCCCCAAUAUUUCAUCCAUUCACAGGUACUGACAUCUCAGCAGGGCUAAGUAGGAGGUGCAAAUUCAUGUUUGGAAUGAUGCAUUUACCCAGGGAUAAAAACGGAUAAAGCACUGGAAGAGCUGGGAUUGAAAUUUCCAUAAAUUUCAGUGAAAGCACAUUUACUCCUAAUUCCAAAAAUUAUCUUGGUGGACCAGGCUCAUUCUAUCAAAUCCUUUCCUCCAUCCCCACCUACUAAAAACCCCAAACUGCGCCAAAGCAUGAAAAUGAUGAAUAUUCUCCCUGCCUUUCAGGUUACUUCUAAAAUUGAUCAUCAAAUAAACUCAACAUUCUGUCUGGCAAGUAUUCCAGAUCAAUAGGAAUUUCUAGACCACCUGCUGGAGAGCAGCACUUUCCUACCUUAAAUCCUCUCCUUUUUUUUAACAAAUGGGAUUUUCAUUACAAAAUAUCAGUCAGGAAAGUUUUCAAUUGAAAAAAAAAAAAAAA
Poecile atricapillus (Black-capped chickadee) is the source of this 5180-nucleotide messenger RNA. RefSeq names its product EBF transcription factor 2 (gene EBF2). The transcript has 16 exons. Gene Ontology annotation, biological process: regulation of transcription by RNA polymerase II. NCBI's taxonomy places the organism in Eukaryota, Metazoa, Chordata, Aves, Passeriformes, Paridae. The coding region runs from base 391 to 2118 and encodes 575 amino acids. The record is from RefSeq and is a predicted model, not a curated record. Gene Ontology annotation, molecular function: DNA-binding transcription factor activity, RNA polymerase II-specific; RNA polymerase II cis-regulatory region sequence-specific DNA binding.